Messenger RNA from Balaenoptera ricei (Rice's whale), 3215 nucleotides. RefSeq names its product FERM domain containing 8 (gene FRMD8). The transcript is spliced from 11 exons. Lineage: Eukaryota; Metazoa; Chordata; Mammalia; Artiodactyla; Balaenopteridae. The coding region runs from base 155 to 1552 and encodes 465 amino acids. Gene Ontology annotation, cellular component: cytoskeleton; plasma membrane. Gene Ontology annotation, biological process: negative regulation of canonical Wnt signaling pathway. The record is from RefSeq and is a predicted model, not a curated record.
CCUCCGCCUCUGCUUCCGCGUAGCAAGCAGCCCCGGGAGCUGGAGCCGAAGCGGGAUUCAGAGUGCCGGCCGGCUGUGAGGCCGGGGCAGCAGCUGGCGGCCAGGGUCAGGGCAGGAACCUGGACUGAGGCGGCGGGCGCUGCGUCUCUGCGAGAUGGACGGGACAGAAGACAAUGUUGGGCAACCCGGCCCCGCUGAUCGGUCCCAUCGAAGCAGCGUGUCCUCCGUGGGAGCCCGAGCAGCCGACGUGCUGGUGUACCUGGCGGAUGACACAGUGGUGCCCCUGGCCACGGAGAACCUGCCCUCGCUCACUGCCCACGAGCUGCAUCAGAGCGUCCGUGAGGUCCUGCAGCUCCCGGAUGUUGCCCUGGAUGCCUUUGCGCUCUGGCUUGUCUCCCCUCUGCUGGAGGUGCAGCUGAAGCCCAAGCACCAGCCCUACAAGCUGGGCCGCCAGUGGCAGGAACUGCUGCUGCGAUUCACCGACGCCCCGGACGAUGACGUGGCCAUGGAUGAGCCUUCCCUGCAGUUCCGGAGGAACGUGUUUUUCCCCAAACGGCGGGAGCUCCAGAUCCACGACAAGGAGGUCCUGCGGCUGCUCUACGAGGAGGCCAAGAGCAACGUGCUGGCCGCUCGGUACCCAUGCGACGUGGAGGACUGCGAGGCCCUGGGCGCCCUGGUGUGCCGCGUGCAGCUCGGGCCCUACCAGCCUGGCCAGCCCACUGCCUGUGCCCUGAGGGAGAAGCUGGACUCCUUCCUCCCUGCCCACCUCUGUAAGCGGGGCCACGGGCUCUUCGCUGCCCUCCGGGGCCGUGGGACCAAGGCCGGAACUGGCGAGCAGGGCCUGCUGAACGCCUACAGCAGGGUGAAGGAGGUGGCCGGCAGCGAGAGCGAGCACGAGGCCUCCCUCAGCCCCCACUACCGCGCCUACCUCCUCAAGUGCCACGAGCUGCCCUUCUACGGGUCUGCCUUUUUCCACGGCGAGAUUGACAAGCCAGCCCAGGGCUUUUUGCACCGCGGCGGGCAAAAGCCAGUGUCUGUGGCCAUCAGUCUGGAGGGCGUGCAUGUCAUUGACAGCAGGGAGAAGCACGUCCUGCUGGGCCUGCGCUUCCAGGAGCUGUCGUGGGACCACACCUCUCCCGAGGAGGAAGAGUCUGCCCUGUGGCUGGAGUUCGACGGGGACAGCGAGGGCACACCGGUCAACAAGCUCCUCAAGGUCUACUCCAAGCAGGCCGAACUGAUGAGCAGCCUCAUCGAGUACUGCAUCGAGCUGAGCCAGGCCGCGGAGCCCGCCGCCCCCCAGGAGAGUGCAGCCGGCGCCGCCUCGGCCCCUGGCAACUCACCACCCGCCACUCAACGCCCCCAGCUGCGGAGGCAGGGCAGCGUGGUGUGCAGCCGGAUCCAGCAUCUCUCCACCAUCGACUACGUGGAGGAGGGCGAGCAGAUCAAGCGGGUGAAACCGAAACGCAGCACGUCCUUCUUCAGCCGGCAACUCUCCCUGGGCCAGGGGAGCUACACCGUGGUGCAGCCCACUGAGAGCCUGGAGCAGGGCUGAGGGCCGCAGUGCCUGGCAGGAGGGCAUGGGGGCAGCCCCCGGGCCUGGCCCAGCAUCAUGCUACCUGAGGGGGGAGCGCUGGGAGGAGGGCAGCCUCGGCGUGUGGACAAGUCACUUCUGUACCUGGGACGCUGCCCGGGCUGUGCUGUGCAGAGCCGGCUGGGGGCUGCUGCAGGGUCCCUCCUGCAGCCUGCCUGCCCUCCCCCCGGACGCCAGGCCCCGCUGCAGUCUCAGGACCAAUCUGACCAGGUUCCGGCCGCCCCCUCCCACCCAGGGACUCGCCUUUGUGCCCCUCUCAAAACGGACAGUAUCCCCUGCCCUGAAGUCCCCGCUGGAGGCAGGUGUCCCCACUGGAGGAGGAAUAGGGCUCAGGACACUUGGGCGUACUGUGUGUCUUUGGUCUUUCCCCUGGACUUUGGUGACCACAUCCCCGCAUUCCUUCUGCUGCAUUCCAGCCCACACCACCAGGCUGGGACGUGGCCCUGCAGGGAGAGGGCAGGGGACCUCCCUGGAUUGAAACACAGCAGGAACAGAGAAGGUGAGGCCCCCACCAAGCCCUCCCCGGCUGGAUGGAACUGGAUGGCCCCUGCGCCCCUCACUCAGGCCUCUCUUGCGGGCAGGAGACACUCUGACCAGAAGGAAAGUGUGCUUGCUCAUCUUUGGUGAUGUCACUGUGCUGGGAGCUGGCUGUCCUGUGGACCAACAAGUCCACUGGACCCACACUCCACACCCGGAGGAGCUCCCAAACCCCCUUGGGCUGCAGGUUUUAGUUUUGAUCUUUCUUUGUCUGCUUCGGUUCCAUGAAGCUGUGAACUUGGGCAACUCACAAGGAUGCUGCCGCCGGCCUCGGAGCCGCUGGCGCUCCUUCCAGGAUGGCGCUGUGGUUUCACCCGGCCUGAGCCAGGGGGCCGGCCCAUGCACGGGAAAGCCCAGGACGGGAGUGGUCUCCUCCUUCCCGAGGACCUUGUAGGGAGGCUGGAUGUGGCCUGGGCGUGGCUCUUCCCACACCCACCUGCCUUCCCCCGGACGAGCUGGCCUCGGGGAGGGCCUCCCAGCCCUCGGGCUCCUCCGUGGUAGGUCCCUGGCUUUCCUGAGUGCUUCCUGGGACUUGAGGCAGUCCCAGCUCAGCACAGGCUUUGCUUUGUCUUCCCUUCCCAGGGGAGAAUGUGGGAGAGGAAAUGUGAAUCUCUUGUCUCCGGAUUUCCAGUCACCUCCUUCUCCCUUUGGUGACUCUUGAACACUCCAGAUGUUUCGAGGUGGCUUGUCUUUCAGCAGUAGGGACUUUGUUAUCUGACAUCAUAAAUAGGCGUCUCCAGUCUUUUGGAAUGUCCUAGCCAAAGGACAUCUCAUCUCUCCUCCUGGAGUCCCUCCCUGGCUCCCAGCCCUCUGGUUAUCUUAUCCCACUCACUGUUUUGAUGCCAGGUGAAUUCUUAUCUGAUGGGUUGAGGGGCCUGAGGGUGUGUGUGUGUGUGUGUGUGUGUGUACACACAGAUUACUUGUUUUGACUCUUCAGCCUCUUUUUCCUAUUUUCUUAGCAUCCAUUGUGCCUUAACUUUUUCUGCCUGCCCUUUCGGGCAAAGCAGUAUUUUACUAAAUGUCCUUUGAAUAUUCUUAUCCCUUCGUAUCAUGUGACUUAUUAAUAAUAAAAUCAAUUUCCAGCAAA